Molecule: messenger RNA, 1824 nt
Organism: Gekko japonicus
Lineage: Eukaryota; Metazoa; Chordata; Lepidosauria; Squamata; Gekkonidae
Gene: RRAGD
Product: Ras-related GTP binding D
Exons: 7
Coding region: 198-1433 (411 amino acids)
Biological process (GO): regulation of autophagy; cellular response to amino acid stimulus; positive regulation of TOR signaling
Cellular component (GO): Gtr1-Gtr2 GTPase complex; nucleus; lysosome
Molecular function (GO): GTP binding; GTPase activity
Source: RefSeq, a predicted model, not a curated record
CGCAGUUUUUCUCCUCUGGGAGGGACGCUGGGGCCUUGGCUGACUUUCCUUUGAGAACUGCGGGGAGUAGGGGGAGGCGCGGGAGGCAGAAGAAAAGGAAGCCGUUUGCGCGGAAGUCCCAAAGGGGCAUAUUUGUGGGAGAAAUUCGGGGGUAGUAGGAGAGUUUCCCAGGACUGCCUGCGCUUCAGAGGAGUAGGAUGAGCCAGGUGCCGGGAAAGCUGAAGGAGCAGGAAGAGGACGACGGUGGGGAGGAGGAAGAUGAAGAGGAGGACGAGGAGGAGGAGGAAGAAGAGAAUGAGAUCGUUGGACUAGGAGAUUAUGGAGACCGGGAUGAAUCCUUCUCAGACGGUGACGCGGAGAGUGGCGGGGAUGAGGCGUUUCUAGAUUUCAAUGAUCCCUUCAGUACUGAAGUCAAACCAAGAAUCCUGCUUAUGGGACUGAGGAGGAGUGGAAAAUCUUCCAUUCAGAAAGUUGUGUUUCAUAAGAUGUCACCAAAUGAAACUCUUUUCCUGGAGAGCACUAACAAGAUCUGCAGAGAGGAUGUUUCCAACAGCUCCUUCGUAAACUUUCAAAUAUGGGACUUUCCUGGUCAAAUUGACUUUUUUGAUCCGACCUUUGACUAUGAGAUGAUAUUCCGAGGCACUGGAGCACUGAUAUUUGUUAUUGAUUCUCAGGAUGACUAUAUGGAAGCAUUGGCUAGACUGCAUCUGACUGUGACGAGAGCAUAUAAAGUCAAUCCAGACAUAAACUUUGAAAUAUUUAUCCAUAAAGUAGAUGGUUUAUCUGAUGAUCACAAGAUUGAAACACAAAGAGACAUUCACCAGAGGACAAAUGAUGAUCUUGCAGAUGCUGGACUGGAAAAAAUCCACUUGAGCUUUUAUUUAACAAGUAUAUACGACCAUUCUAUAUUUGAAGCAUUUAGCAAAGUGGUACAGAAACUGAUCCCCCAGCUUCCAACAUUGGAGAAUCUGCUUAACAUCUUUAUUUCGAAUUCUGGGAUUGAGAAAGCUUUUCUCUUUGAUGUGGUCAGUAAAAUUUAUAUUGCAACAGACAGUACCCCAGUGGACAUGCAGACUUAUGAGCUCAGCUGUGAUAUGAUAGAUGUUGUUAUUGACAUUUCCUGCAUCUAUGGGCUGAAAGAAGAUGGUGGAGGAACCCCAUAUGACAAAGAAUCAACAGCAAUAAUAAAACUAAACAAUACUACUGUCCUGUAUUUAAAGGAAGUGACAAAGUUCCUCGCUCUUGUUUGUUUUGUCAGAGAAGAAAGCUUUGAGAGGAAAGGACUGAUAGACUACAACUUCCAUUGUUUCCGAAAGGCUAUACAUGAAGUAUUUGAAGUAAGAAUGAAAGUAGUGAAGGCACGGAAGAAUCAGAACCAGGUGCAGAAGGUCAAGAGGGCCACUACUAACGGCACACCUCGGGUGCCACUCUAGCUGGUCUCCUUAUGUCACUUGUAAGGCUUCUUGCUUCCGGUAAUGAUGCCAUCAGGUUCCACAGCCAGAGGAAGAUUGGGACUGAUGUUCUCUGAACAUGGAUUUUUAUGCACUAUCCCCCAAAUUGUAUCUCCUGUCUAGUUGUUCCUAUUAAGAAAUAUCUGACAGAGCUCUGUGCAUUCUUUUCAUGUUUCAUAAUGGAAUCGGACUGUUGAUGAACUAAGGUGUGUUAUUUUCAAAGCCACUUUUGUGUAUUUGGUUGGGUAGAAUAUGUACAGUCAUUUCUCUAUAUGCUGCAUACAAAUGAUUAAACAAUCACAACAUAAUAAGAUGACUUUUUACAAACUUGAGAGAGUUAAUAUUCAUGCCAUACAUAUAUAUAUAUAUAUUU